Messenger RNA from Solanum dulcamara, 1121 nucleotides. RefSeq names its product translation machinery-associated protein 22-like. The record is from RefSeq and is a predicted model, not a curated record. The transcript is spliced from 7 exons. Gene Ontology annotation, molecular function: translation initiation factor activity; mRNA binding. Gene Ontology annotation, biological process: formation of translation preinitiation complex; translation reinitiation. The coding region runs from base 115 to 678 and encodes 187 amino acids. NCBI's taxonomy places the organism in Eukaryota, Viridiplantae, Streptophyta, Magnoliopsida, Solanales, Solanaceae.
AUACCGGGAGGGAAAAACGUCAUCGUUUUACGUGACAAUUUCUACUUCAAGUUUCAGCAUAUUUCUCCAGAGCAACGGAACCGGAGUUUUUUUUUUCUCUGAGUUUCUUCUGUAAUGGCGGAGAAGCUCCAACCAGUUGAAGUUCAAUAUUGUGGAGUUUGCGGGUUACCCGCUGAGUAUUGUGAAUUCGGAUCCGAAUUUGAGAAAUGCAAACCCUGGUUGAUCCAAAACGCACCCGAUCUCUACCCGGACCUUGUUAAAGAUUCCAAUUUGAAAGAAGCUGAUAAAGUCUCUGAUCAGCUCCAGUCGACUUCAAUCUCUGAAGGUUCUUCUACAUCUAAGAAAGAAGAAGUCAAGCGCCUUCCUGGUGGAAAAAUAAAAAAGAAAGAUAAGCAGGAGAUUAUUAUUGAAAAGGUCACCAGAAACAGACGAAAGAGUAUCACUACCAUCAAGGGCCUCGAAAUCUUUGGUGUUAAACUAAGUGAUGCUUCAAAAAAGCUUGGUAAAAAGUUUGCUACUGGAGCUUCUGUUAUUAAGGGCCCAACUGAAAAAGAGCAGAUUGAUGUUCAAGGAGACAUAUCCUAUGACAUUGUGGACUUCAUUAAAGAAACCUGGCCAGAUGUUCCAGAGUCUGCAAUAUUCUUCAUAGAAGACGGAAAAAAGGUUCCAGCUGCAUAAACUUGGGCAGUGACAUUCCUGUUUCCAGCAGGGUGUUUCCUGAACGAAUGCUCGUAGCACUAACAUUUUGAUUAUCUUUGACUUGAGACUGGGCAAUGUGAGCACACUCUUAUAGGCACAUGGACAACGAAGAUUAUACAUGGAUUUAAGAUUUGUACUUUAUUGAGUUUGAGUUUGGAAUUUUAUCCUCUUCGAUUUAUUGCGUUUGAAAUUUAUUAUUUCAAUUUUAUUUAGUGAUUUUUCCAACAUAUACACCGAUAUAAUCCAAAGGUAUUGAGUUUGGUUUAGCUGAUACUGUAUACGCUAUGUCCAUCUUUGAUGAAAGUUCAUGUAACCGAUCAGACUUGCUUGGGAUAGCGGUGUAGAUGUGUUUUAGCAUUGUGAGCACAUCCGAUCACCAAUGGCUUUUGAUGUGGAGUCAAUUUUGUUGAACCAGAAAAUUA